CUUCGUCCGUCCGCCGCGUGGCGCGACGAUCGGGACGCAGUCGGGGAAGAGCGACGCCAAGCUCCGUCCCGUUAUUCGCCGCGUCGCCCCGAUCGACCAAUGGCGAGGUCGGACCGGACCGACUCGACGCUCGGUCGUGAAUGGACGGACGCGGCGCGUGAAUGAAAGGGCGGGUCGGUGGACGGCACGCCUCUCGACCGCCGUCACGUGUCGACGAGUCCCCCCGUUUACUACGGCACCUACGAGCGGAUGGGGAUUACCUGACGGUCGGUCUAGCGCCAAGUCACGAUGCGUCCUCUCUCGAGUCGCUCGAUCGGGAUCGCGCUCCUCUGCACCUUUCUCAGCAUGACCGCUUGUUGCGAAGGGGGCCAUUGUUGGAGUUUUGUAGAUAAAAAUGGACGUUGCACCGAAAUUUUAAAAACGCACGUUUUGAAAGAAGAUUGCUGUUCCGACGGGAGUGCGACGACGGCGUGGAGUGAAGAAGAUCUACGUUCCGGCGACUUAUUUUUUUGGAGGAUGUUCGGCGGAGGGGUCAGAUGCCAACCCUGUAAAGAUUCUUGCGAGGGAGUGGAAUGUGGCAAAGACAUGAAGUGUAUCAUUAAAAAUAGGAAGCCAAAAUGUGUGUGCGCACCGAAAUGUACCAAGAGAAAAUGGGAGAUUGGGGAAGUGUGCGGGACGGACGGACGUUCGUAUCGACACGUCUGUCGCCUUUUGAAACGACAGUGUAGAAAAGACAAGCAGUUGGCCGUCGCCUAUUUCGGGCGGUGCCAAAAAACAUGCGAGAACGUUCGAUGCCCCGGCAAGAAAUCGUGCCUGUUGGAUCAGAACCUUCGUCCUCAUUGCGUUCGAUGCAAACAGCACUGUCCUCCGGUCACCGCGGGACGUUAUUUAUGCGGUGCAGACAACGUCACUUAUCCCAGUUAUUGCCACAUCCGCCAAGCCGCCUGCGUCAGAGGCCGAGCCAUACAAGAAUCGUACAAGGGCAAGUGUCAAGCCGAUGCCACGUGCGAGACGGUGAAGUGCAGGCGAGGAAAGAGAUGCCUUCUCGAUCCGGAUACCAAACUGCCGCGCUGCAUCACCUGUCCCGAUCGAUGCCAUUGGCCCAAGAAGGACCCGGUCUGCGCUUCCAAUAACUUCACCUACUCCAGCUGGUGUCACAUGAUGCAGGAUUCGUGCAAGUUGGGGGUGCUUCUUCGAACGCAAAGCGACGGCUCGUGCGAAGAGCCUACGAAUCUGCGAGAGUUGAACGCCAUACCUCUAGCAACGUACGAAGGGACGGUGCAGUCGUAACGCUUCCGGGAAUUCCCUUCUGUCGUCAUCUCUUGCGGUGACCACUAUCCAUUCCGCAGAGAUUGGAACCUCGGAGAGUGUUCGUCUCCGUACAGUAUCAUUCCCGAUUGACUUAAUCGACUUUCCGAAUUUAAGAAACGCACAGAGGUACAUAACAACAGAAUGGUGUACGAGUCCGUCAUCGUUCGACUUUUGUAGUUUUGUCUUCUCUCCCGUCAGCAUUUAUUUAUUUUUGAACAGUUCCGAUCGACGCAUCCGUAAAAAAGAAAACAAACAAACAAACAAACACUUCGACCAUUGUGUAAUAAUAAUAAUAAUAAUAAUAUAUAUAUACAUACACACAUAUAUAUAUAUAUAUAUAUAUAAUAUUUAUAAAUAGGUUAUAUAGAAAUGCUCCGAAAAGUGCCAACAGGGCGUCGUCCAUUCGUAUUCGUACGUUAUACGACGCCGAUUCAGUAUACGAUUCGAAUUCUUUAUUGUAGUUUCGAACGUUCGAGACGGGAAGAUCUCGGUGCAAAACGUAACUACGAAAAGAAACGUCCCAUUAGUACUGUAUAGUCUUCUAUGUUUUUUUUUUUUUUUGAAAAAAAGAACCAUUCCACGAAGUUGUAGUUUUUAUUCAUAGCCUUAUAACUUCUAUGGUGUCAUUAUUUAUCCCACGUCGUCUCCGUUUAGUUUUUUUUUUUUUUUUUAAUGUAUAUAAAAUAGUUUUUACGUCGGUGCCACAUUUUGUUUAAUAAAUAAUUGCUACCUUGAUGACAGUUUAUUUAUCUUGUUGUGUAUAUGUAUUCGACGCAUCAAGACUCAGGAAUGUAAACGUCCUUUAAGGAACAGCAAUAAAAAGAUGUACGAAUACUA
Molecule: messenger RNA, 2148 nt
Organism: Centruroides sculpturatus (bark scorpion)
Lineage: Eukaryota; Metazoa; Arthropoda; Arachnida; Scorpiones; Buthidae
Product: follistatin-like
Exons: 6
Coding region: 289-1290 (333 amino acids)
Biological process (GO): anatomical structure development
Molecular function (GO): protein binding; calcium ion binding; extracellular matrix binding
Source: RefSeq, a predicted model, not a curated record